Piliocolobus tephrosceles (Ugandan red Colobus) is the source of this 2202-nucleotide messenger RNA. RefSeq names its product filamin-A-like. The coding region runs from base 16 to 2187 and encodes 723 amino acids. The record is from RefSeq and is a predicted model, not a curated record. The transcript has 13 exons. NCBI's taxonomy places the organism in Eukaryota, Metazoa, Chordata, Mammalia, Primates, Cercopithecidae. Gene Ontology annotation, molecular function: actin filament binding. Gene Ontology annotation, biological process: actin cytoskeleton organization.
CCCUGCUAUCAUCGCAUGUCCGUGGGUAUCUCCCCUCACCCCAAAGUCUCCUUUCCUUCUGAACACCCCCUGGGAUGCUGGGCAGAGAGGGCCUCAUCCACAUCCUACCACUGGCCAAGACGGGGUGUCUCCCUCCUCCUUGGCCCCCCCCAGCCCGUGCUACCAGACCAUGACCCCAAAGCCUGGGAGCAGCCCCUCCCGCACCGCUGCGUGCCCAGUGUAGCCACUGUUCUACUCACAGACAGCAAGGCCAUCGUGGACGGGAACCUGAAGCUGAUCCUGGGCCUCAUCUGGACCCUGAUCCUGCACUAUUCCAUCUCCAUGCCCAUGUGGGAUGAGGAGGAGGAUGAGGAGGCCAAGAAGCAGACCCCCAAGCAGAGGCUCCUGGGCUGGAUCCAGAACAAGCUGCCACAGCUGCCCAUCACCAACUUCAGCCGGGACUGGCAGAGCGGCCGGGCCCUGGGUGCCCUGGUCGACAGCUGUGCCCCGGGCCUGUGUCCUGACUGGGACUCUUGGGAUGCCAGCAAGCCCGUGAACAAUGCACGAGAGGCCAUGCAGCAGGCGGAUGACUGGCUGGGCAUCCCCCAGGUGAUCACCCCCGAGGAGAUUGUGGACCCCAACGUGGACGAGCAUUCUGUCAUGACCUACCUGUCCCAGUUCCCCAAGGCCAAGCUGAAGCCAGGGGCUCCCUUGCGGCCCAAACUGAACCCGAAGAAAGCCCGUGCCUACGGGCCAGGCAUCGAGCCCACAGGCAACAUGGUGAAGAAGCGGGCAGAGUUCACUGUGGAGACCAGAAGUGCCGGCCAGGGAGAGGUGCUGGUGUACGUGGAGGACCCGGCCGGACACCAGGAGGAGGCAAAAGUGACUGCCAAUAAUGACAAGAACCGCACCUUUUCCGUCUGGUACGUCCCCGAGGUGACGGGGACUCAUAAGGUCACUGUGCUAUUUGCUGGCCAGCACAUCGCCAAGAGCCCCUUCGAGGUGUACGUGGAUAAGUCACAGGGUGACGCCAGCAAAGUGACAGCCCAAGGCCCCGGCCUGGAGCCCAGUGGCAACAUCGCCAACAAGACCACCUACUUUGAGAUCUUUACAGCAGGAGCUGGCACGGGCGAGGUUGAGGUUGUGAUCCAGGACCCCGCGGGACAGAAGGGCACGGUGGAGCCUCAGCUGGAGGCCCGGGGCGACAGCACAUACCGCUGCACCUACCAGCCCACCAUGGAGGGUGUCCACACUGUGCACGUCACGUUUGCCGGCGUGCCCAUCCCUCGCAGCCCCUACGCUGUCACUGUUGGCCAAGCCUGUAACCCGAGUGCCUGCCGGGCAGUCGGCCGGGGCCUCCAGCCCAAGGGUGUGCGGGUGAAGGAGACAGCCGACUUCAAGGUGUACACAAAGGGCGCUGGCAGCGGGGAGCUGAAGGUCACGGUGAAGGGCCCUAAGGGAGAGGAGCGCGUGAAGCAGAAGGACCUGGGGGAUGGUGUGUAUGGCUUCGAGUAUUACCCCACGGUCCCUGGGACCUAUAUCGUCACCAUCACUUGGGGUGGUCAGAACAUUGGGCGCAGUCCCUUCGAGGUGAAGGUGGGCACCGAGUGUGGCAAUCAGAAGGUGCGGGCAUGGGGCCCUGGGCUGGAGGGCGGCGUCGUUGGCAAGUCAGCAGACUUUGUGGUGGAGGCUAUUGGGGACGACGUGGGCACCCUGGGCUUCUCGGUGGAAGGUCCAUCGCAGGCCAAGAUCGAAUGUGACGACAAGGGUGAUGGCUCCUGUGAUGUGCGCUACUGGCCGCAGGAGGCUGGCGAGUAUGCCGUUCACGUGCUGUGCAAUAGUGAGGACAUCCGCCUCAGCCCCUUCAUGGCCGACAUCCGCGAUGCACCCCAGGACUUCCACCCAGACAGGGUGAAGGCACGUGGGCCUGGAUUGGAGAAGACAGGUGUGGCCGUUAACAAGCCAGCAGAGUUCACAGUGGACGCCAAGCACGGUGGCAAGGCCCCACUCCGGGUCCAAGUCCAGGACAAUGAAGGCUGCCCUGUGGAAGCAUUGGUCAAGGACAAUGGCAACGGCACGUACAGCUGUUCCUAUGUGCCCAGGAAGCCAGUGAAGCACACAGCCAUGGUGUCCUGGGGAGGCGUCAGCAUCCCCAACAGCCCCUUCAGGGUGAGUCGACCUCCAGCAGCCUUCAGUCCAUCUCGAUAGCAUUCAGAUAGCACG